Molecule: messenger RNA, 1053 nt
Organism: Lindgomyces ingoldianus
Lineage: Eukaryota; Fungi; Ascomycota; Dothideomycetes; Pleosporales; Lindgomycetaceae
Product: S-adenosyl-L-methionine-dependent methyltransferase
Exons: 2
Coding region: 1-1053 (350 amino acids)
Molecular function (GO): methyltransferase activity
Source: RefSeq, a predicted model, not a curated record
AUGCAGGUGUUGGAAUCCAUUACACCAGCAAACCCACCAAGUGCUAUUCAAAUGGACCGAACGUACCACACAACAGAAGCCGCAUAUUCCCUACCAAAUGAAGUGCAACCCAACAGCAAUGUAGAACACCAGCGACUAGAAAUGCAGCACUCGCUGUUUAUCGGGCUGAUGGAGGGACGGAUCAUGCACGCUCCCAUAUCGAACCAAAUCAGCAAAGCAAUAGACAUCGGAUGCGGUACCGGAUCAGUCACCCAUACUAUUGCCUCCGCAUAUCCUUCGACGACAGUCUACGGCGUGGAUUUAUCCCCAAUUCCAGAAUACACGCGGUCGAGGUUACCAAACCUGAGCUACGUCCAAGCCGACUUCGACGAAUUGGUAUCCCAGGACCCGCCAGAUCCACGCUUUAAACCUGCCUCAUUCGACUACGUCUUUUCCCGCCUUCUUAUAUACGGAAUAAGCGACUGGCCCACCUACCUCUCCCGCGCCAUUUCCCUAGCAAAACCUGGUGCAUGGAUUGAAAUGCAAGAGGCAGAUUACCACUGGUACCGGAUUCCCAUGUUUCCAUCCUCCCCCUCUCCCGCGGCCGAAACCUUCGCAUCUCACAAUCUCACGCUAUCAGAAUUAACAGCAGAAAUACACCCUUCAGAAAGACUGAAAAGUGAGACACUUUGGAGCCAAACAAUGAACGCUCUCCUCCUCGCAAAACACCUCAAUCCACACGCUGGCUCUUCCCUUGCGUCGCUCAUGUCUGCUGCCGGAUUGGUCGAUAUCAACAUCCGUAGAUAUAUUUCUCCUGCUGGCGUAUGGCCAGGCCUCACGCCCGAAGCGUCCGCUUUUGGGAAGUAUGUGGGGAAGCAGACGCCUUUGAUGUACGUCCCUGCGAUCCGCAAACUAGGCAGGGAGACGGGAUGGGACGAAGGUGAAGUCGAGGCUGCGGUGCGGAAUUUAGAAGCUGAGUUUGAAGGUAGAGAAGACGGGCAGAGACUGUGGUUUUGGGUAUAUGUUGUUUGUGGACGGAAGCCGAAUGAAGAUGGAAAGGAAUCUGGGAGUUAA